CUCUGAGGAGGCGAAACAAGUAAGAGUUCGUCGGCUAAAUUUGGGACCGAAUUUAUCCAGGGGAGGGAUUCCAGCCUUCUUCUCACAUGCAUCUCACGUGAGUAGCACUACUUUCCGUCGGUCGAAGUAAAUGUUCUCGCCUUACUCCUCCGCUCUCCUUCCGUCUCCUCUUCCCCCUCCGAUUCCCAGAUCCAAACCCAAAUCCUAACCCUAUAAUUCUCCCUCUCGGCGAAGGAUUUUGCAAAACGGUAGCCCUAAAAGAAGAAAACCCUCGGAAAUUCUCCCAUCCAUGGCGCUCAAUCUCCGGCAGAAGCAAAUGAACCUUAUCGUCCGCAUGCUGAAUCUGAACCAGCCGCCGAACCCUGGCGGCGGGAUUUCCACUGCCGCCGGCGCCGAGGAGGUCUACAAGAUCCUCAUCAUGGACGCCUUCUGCCGCGGCGUCCUCUCCCCCCUGAUCCAUGUCAAUGACCUCCGGAAACACGGCAUCACUCUCUUCUUCCCCAUAGACAAGAGCCGCCAGACCGUCCCCGACGUCCCCGCCAUAUAUUUCGUUCGCCCCACGCCGGAGAACAUCGACCAUAUCGCUGCCGACGCCGCCCGCGGCCUCUACGAGUCAUUCCACCUCAACUUCUCCUCCUCCCUGCCGCGCCCCCUUCUCGAGACCCUAGCCUUGAAGACCCUCGAGAAGGACGCCGUGCACCGGAUCUCCAAGAUCUAUGACCAAUACCUCGAGUUUGUCACCCUGGAGGACUCCCUCUUCUCGCUGGCCCAGCCCAAGACCUAUGUUCAGAUCAACGACCCCUCCGCCGGGGAUCGCGAGAUCGAGGAGAUCGUGGAGAAGAUCGUCAGUGGCUUGUUCUGUGUCCUCGCCACCCUCGGGGUUGUGCCGGUAAUCCGGUGUGCCCGCGGUGGCCCGGCGGAGAUGGUUGCUUCAGCUCUGGACUCACGCAUUCGUGACCAUUUGGUGAUAAAAAACAAUCUUUUCUCAGAAAGUGGUGGUCUUGCGAGCUCCUUCCAGCGUCCGAUCCUCUGCAUAUUUGAUCGGAAUUUCGAGCUCGCAGUUGGGAUCCAGCAUGACUGGAGCUACCGGCCACUGGUCCAUGACGUGCUUGGAAUGAAGCUGAACAGAGUGACCAUGCCUGCAGAGAAAUCUGCUGCUAAAUCUUAUGAAUUGGAUGACUCUGAUUCGUUCUGGUUUUCCAACAGUUGGUCUCCGUUUCAGAAGGUUGCUGAAGAAAUCGAGAACCAGCUGAGCAAGUACAAGCAGGACAUUGAUGAGGUGAACAAGCGAACUGGCGGGAAGGAUGGGGUUGAAUUUGAUGGUACUGAUCUGAUUGGGAACACGAAGCAUCUGAUGAAUGCUGUGAACUCACUUCCAGAGCUCACUGAGCGGAAGAAGAUGAUUGACAAGCAUACCAACAUUGCCACCGUGCUGCUAGGUGAGAUCAAGGAGAGGUCUUUGGAUGGUUACUGCAAUCUUGAGAAUGACAUGUUGACCAAAGGAAGUGUAGAUAAGAGUCAAUUGCUUAGUCUUCUUAAGGGGAAGGGCACAAAGGUGGAUAAGCUUCGGCUUUCGAUAACAUACCUUCUCUCUUUGGAGACCACACCACAAUCUGAAGUAGAAGCGAUAGAAGCAGCAUUGAGGGAGACCGAGGUUGAUACUUGUGCCUUUCAGUAUGUGAAGAAGAUAAAGUCUUUGAAUGCAUCAUUGGCAGCUUCAGCAAGUUCAGCAAGCAGGAGCAACAUUGUGGAUUGGGCUGAAAAGCUUUAUGGGCAGUCCAUUAGUGCGGUGACUGCGGGUAUGAAAAAUCUUUUAUCCGGUGGAAGGCAACUGGCACUAACAAGGACAGUGGAAGCAUUAAUGGAAGGAAAGCCAAACCCAGAGGUGGAUUCUUACCUGGUGUUUGAUCCACGAGUCCCUAGGUCAGGAUCUGGGUCACAAUUGAGGGGACCAUUCAAAGAAGCAAUUGUAUUUAUGAUAGGUGGUGGAAAUUAUGUUGAAUAUAGGAGUUUGAUGGAGCUAGCACAACGUUCACAGCCGGUCAAGCAUGUCAUAUAUGGUACUACAGAGGUUCUUAAUGGGGUGGAGUUUGUUGAGCAGCUCACAGAGUUGGGGCAGAAGAUGGGUCUAGGAAGCAGUGGAGUGGGUCCAUCCCAACAAGGGGUGUAAGUUUUGCAUCAUGUGCUGUUUGUGUUUGAGAGUUGUGGCAGAUAAUUAGUACUCCGACUUAUGAAGCUACUAGAGAGUUGUCUUUAUCUAGAAUAGCCAGAUUUUCUAGCAAUCUUAGAUGAAGAGAUGAAGAUACUGACAUUCUUUGUGACGGGAAACUUGCUGUCUGUAUUCAAGUGAGUCAUACGUCUGCCACCUUAUACUUUUCUUUUCUGUUUUACUUUCUUUUUUUAUUAAAAAAAGUCUAGUCUGAUGAUGUUCGUAUGUUAAAUUCUGAAUCUGUUGACAAAAAGCAAUUAGUUGCAACAUAUUAUCAAGAUUAGGAUGAGCCUUUCUUGGCGAUUAUGUGCUUUUAACUUUUGGUGAUUAAGGGCAAGCAUUUGCAUAUAAGAAGGAUGAAGGUACACUUCCCAAA
Elaeis guineensis (African oil palm) is the source of this 2585-nucleotide messenger RNA. RefSeq names its product SEC1 family transport protein SLY1. Lineage: Eukaryota; Viridiplantae; Streptophyta; Magnoliopsida; Arecales; Arecaceae. Gene Ontology annotation, biological process: vesicle-mediated transport. The record is from RefSeq and is a predicted model, not a curated record.